ACAGAAGCGAGAGGAGAGCGACAAAAAAAGAAGCGACGAGAGAUGUUCUUCCACAUAGUUUUGGAACGGAACAUGCAGUUACAUCCACGCUUCUUUGGUCAGAACCUUCGUGAAAACCUCGUCUCUAACCUCGUGAAAGAUGUUGAGGGCACUAACAGUGGCCGACAUGGGUUUGUACUAGCGGUAACUGGAAUAGAAAGCAUAGGAAAAGGAUUGAUCCGAGACGGGACUUGUUUCGUCACCUUCCCUGUUAAGUACCGAUGCGUUGUUUCCAAACCUUUCAAAGGCGAGGUUUUGGAAGCUGUUGUAACUAAGGUCAUGCAGCACGGAUUCUUCGCCGAAGCUGGCCCUCUUCAGCUUUUUGUCUCCAAUCAUGAGAUGGAAGAUUGUAUGGAGUAUCAGGCUGGUGACAUGCCUAAUUACACAUCAUCAGAUGGAUCAGUUAGAAUCCAGAAAGAAUGUGAAGUGUUACUAAAGAUCACUGCCGUCAGUGUCGUUGCCUCUGAAAUCUUCUGUUUGGGUAGCAUCAAAGGAGAAUUUUUGGGGCUCCUAAACGUUCGUGCAUAAGAGAAACUCUCAGUUAAACUUCGAUGUUACUUUAUACAUAAGAUGACUUGCGAUAAAAGUUGUAUUGUAAGCUUUGAUGUAUCCGGAAUAACUAUUAGAACAGAGGAUCUAUUGGUUGUUGAUUCAGAGUAAUGGACAAGGCAAAACAAUAAUAUGAAGAAAUUAAAUGAUUGAAAACGUUUUUAUGGUAACUGAAUGGUAAAUUUGUUUUCAUCAAGCAUUUGAGCUUAGCUCAUGCUAAGAGAUGAUUCAAAAUUCAAAUGUGAUUUGAAUCAACAAAAAAGAAGGUUCAUUCUCAUUUAUAUGUCCAACAUAAUCUAGUGAUUUCUUCUGAGAACAUAAUCUAACGAGUGAAAAGAUUAUAGAUUCAACACUGAUAUCUAUCUAUUACCAGUCUUUUCAAAGUCAAAGGUAUUUUAAGUGCA
Molecule: messenger RNA, 992 nt
Organism: Raphanus sativus (radish)
Lineage: Eukaryota; Viridiplantae; Streptophyta; Magnoliopsida; Brassicales; Brassicaceae
Product: DNA-directed RNA polymerase II subunit 7-like
Exons: 6
Coding region: 43-567 (174 amino acids)
Biological process (GO): transcription initiation at RNA polymerase II promoter; positive regulation of nuclear-transcribed mRNA poly(A) tail shortening; DNA-templated transcription
Cellular component (GO): P-body; RNA polymerase II, core complex
Molecular function (GO): single-stranded DNA binding; translation initiation factor binding; single-stranded RNA binding
Source: RefSeq, a predicted model, not a curated record